This is a messenger RNA of Saccharomyces paradoxus, 4572 nucleotides long. It is a transcript of the gene HSL1, whose product is annotated as protein kinase HSL1. The record is from RefSeq and is a predicted model, not a curated record. Gene Ontology annotation, biological process: protein phosphorylation; intracellular signal transduction. The transcript has a single exon. The coding region runs from base 1 to 4572 and encodes 1523 amino acids. Gene Ontology annotation, molecular function: ATP binding; protein serine/threonine kinase activity. Gene Ontology annotation, cellular component: cytoplasm. Lineage: Eukaryota; Fungi; Ascomycota; Saccharomycetes; Saccharomycetales; Saccharomycetaceae.
AUGACUGGCCAUGUUUCAAAAUCUAGCCAGGUACCUAAAGGCCGCCCGUCCUCGUUGGCGAAGAAGGCAGCUAAAAGGGCUAUGGCCAAAGUGAAUUCGAAUCCAAAAAGAGCGUCGGCGCAUUUGGAGCGUGUGGUGCAAUCUGUGAACGAUGCCACUAAAAGAUUGUCCCAGCCCGAAUCUACAGUAAGUGUUGCUACAAAAUCAUCAAAGAGAAAAUCCAGAGACACGGUAGGUCCUUGGAAACUUGGCAAAACAUUAGGGAAGGGAUCUUCCGGUAGAGUUCGUUUGGCUAAAAAUAUGGAAACAGGGCAAUUAGCUGCCAUUAAGAUUGUGCCCAAGAGGAAAGCCCUCGUUCAUUGUUCUAAUAACGGGACCGUUCCUAAUUCUUACUCUUCUUCCAUGGUGACUUCCAAUGUAUCCUCUCCCUCAAUAGCAUCCAGGGAACAUAGUAAUCGUUCUCAGACUAAUCCAUAUGGUAUAGAGAGAGAGAUAGUGAUUAUGAAAUUAAUUUCUCACACAAACGUAAUGGCGUUGUUUGAAGUUUGGGAGAACAAAUCAGAGUUGUACUUAGUGUUAGAAUAUGUCGAUGGUGGUGAAUUGUUCGAUUAUUUGGUCUCGAAGGGGAAGCUACCUGAAAGAGAGGCUAUCCAUUAUUUCAAGCAGAUAGUGGAGGGUGUUUCUUAUUGUCAUUCUUUCAACAUAUGCCAUCGUGACCUGAAGCCUGAAAAUUUAUUGUUAGAUAAAAAGAAUAGGAGAAUCAAAAUUGCUGAUUUCGGUAUGGCAGCUUUAGAGCUUCCUAACAAACUUUUGAAAACUUCAUGUGGUUCUCCACACUAUGCUUCUCCUGAAAUCGUUAUGGGAAGACCAUAUCAUGGUGGUCCGAGCGAUGUCUGGUCCUGCGGUAUCGUUCUAUUUGCACUACUGACCGGUCAUUUACCGUUCAAUGAUGAUAAUAUCAAGAAGUUGCUGUUGAAAGUUCAGUCUGGAAAAUAUCAAAUGCCCUCGAAUUUAUCUCCUGAGGCUCGUGAUUUGAUAUCAAAAAUACUGGUAAUUGACCCAAAAAAAAGAAUUACUACCCAAGAGAUAUUGAAACACCCUCUGAUCAAGAAAUAUGAUGAUCUCCCGGUUAAUAAAAUGCUCAGAAAAAUGAGGAAGGAUAACAUGGCGAGAGGUAAAUCCAACUCAGACUUACAUUUGUUAAAUAAUGUCUCGCCCUCUGUUGUAACUUUACAUUCAAAAAGCGAAAUUGAUGAAUCGAUUUUAAGGAGUUUGCAGAUUUUGUGGCAUGGAGUUUCUCGUGAACUAAUCACUGCUAAGUUGCUUCAAAAGCCAAUGUCGGAAGAAAAACUAUUCUACUCAUUGUUAUUGCAGUAUAAACAGCGUCACUCAAUAUCAUUGUCCUCGUUAAGCGAGAAUAAAAAAUCGGUAAAGGAAAGUAUCAUAAAUGAACCAAAAACAGAGUAUACAUCCGAAAUUUCCAAUAUCAUAAACGUAAGGAGCGACAAUGAUGUGAAAACUUUACACUCUCCAGAAAUUCAUUCCGGACGUGCUUCAGAAUUAAGUCGAAACAACACCAUUACAAGCAUUAAUCCAAAAGUUAACGCCCCUGUGUUGACACAAAAAUCACAGUUUAGUAUCAAUACGCUCAGUCAACCAAGAAAUAAUAAGCCCGAAGCUGAAUCUGUAACAUUACCACCUGCUAUUCCCAUAUUCAAUGCUUCGUCAUCAAGGGUUUUCCGUAACUCAUAUUCUUCUAUUUCAUCACGUUCGAAAAGAUCCCUACGUUUAUCAAAUUCCAGAUUAUCAUUGUCCGCUUCGACUUCUAGAGAAACUGUGCAUAAUAACGAGAUGCCUCCGCCUCAACUGCCGAAAUCGCCUUCAAGGUAUUCGUUGUCAGGAAAGGCAAUCCACGUCUCUCCAUCUAAUAAAUCAAUACAUAAAUCGCUUUCAAGGAUGAACAUAGCCCCAACUGCUACUGUUAGAAGAACGUUACAAAAUUCAGCUUCGAAGAGAUCGUUAUACUCAUUACAGUCAAUUUCAAAACGUUCCCUAAACUUGAAUGAUUUAUUAGUCUUCGACGAUCCUCUCCCCAGUAAGAUACCGGGGUCUGAAAAUCUGGAUAAAUCAGAACCUCACUCGUUGGAAUCAGACUCUGACUUUGAGAUAUUAUGUGACCAAAUCUUAUUUGGAAACGCUUUAGAUAAAAUUCUAGAAGAGGAAGAGGACAACGAAAGAGACAGUGAUACGCCAAGACAGAGGCGUAACGAUAUAAAAACCGCGACAGAUACCGUUACAAUCUCUGGGUCAUCUAUGGAUAAGGAAAAUGAAGGCCCGGAGUAUCCAACCAAGACUGAAAAAAAAUCAUUCAAUAUGUCGUAUAAACCAUCAGAGGAGAUGUCAGGAAUCUCUUCAUUUUCUAUCUUCCAGGAAGAAAAUACUUUGACUUCGAGUUAUUUGGAAGAACAAAAGCCAAAAAGGGCGGCCCUUUCUGAUAUCACAAAUUCGUUUAAUAAAACUAAUAAACAGUUUUUCAAAAAUCAAGGCAUGAGGAUGGAAAAGAAGAUCCACAAAGAACAGCCCCUCAAAAAAAAUGACCGCUCGCCACCACUUAGACCUGCUCAGCCCCAAGAACUUCGUGUACAUUCUUUGCCUAAUGAUCAAGGCAAAGCAUCCCUAUCUCUAGAUCCUCGCCGUAACGUCUCCCAGCCGGUUAAUUCAAAAGUAGAAUCGCUAUUGCAGGGAUUGAAGCUUAAAAAAGAAUCACCCUCUCACUGGACCCAUGAGAGGGGUUCCUUGUUUAUGAGUGGAGAUGCAGAAGAUGAAAAACCUGUCAAAACCUCGGAUGAUUCGAUUGAAAGUUCAUACGGACAUUUCACAACAGUAGCGACAUCUUCAAGAGAUCCCAGUGUUUUAGCAGAAUCCAGUACGAUUCAAAAACCACUGUUGUCUUUACCUUCUAGCUUUUUGAACACAUCUAUGACAUUCAAAAAUCUUAGCCAAAUACUCGCUGAUGAUGGUGAUGAUAGGCAUCUAAGUGUACCGCAUAAUCAAUCUAGAAGUGUAGCCAUGUCACACCCUUUGCGAAAACAAUCUGCAAAAAUAUCUUUAACCCCACGGUCUAAUUUGAACGCUAAUUUAUCCGUUAAACGUAACCAGGGCUCACCUGGCUCCUAUUUGAGCAAUGAUCUGGAUGGAAUCUCGGAUAUGACGUUUGCGAUGGAGAUACCAACAAACACUUUUACUGCUCAGGCAAUUCAACUAAUGAACAAUGACAUGGGCAAUAAUAAGCCUAGCGCAUCACCCAAAGUUUCUUCUUUUUCAAAGGGCAAAGGAAUCAAACAGGCAGACUACGUUACGAAGGAAAAAGGCGUGGAUAAUAGCGAAACUAAUCAUAUUCCAGAUUAUACUGUACCAAACACAUAUGAUGAAAAAGCCAUUAACAUUUUUGAAGAUGCGCCCUCCGAUGAGGGGUCAUUAAACACAUCUUCGGAGAGCGAUUCACAAGCAAGCGUGCAUAGAAAAGCAGUGUCCAUUGAUACUUUGGCGACUACAAAUGUUCUUACUCCUGCAACAAAUGUUAGAGUAAGUCUUUAUUGGAAUAAUAAUAAUUCCGGUAUUCCCAGAGAAACUACUGAAGAAAUACUUUCGAAACUCAGAUUGUCACCAGAAAAACCUCCAAAUCCAUAUGUGCAAAAGAGGUUUUCUUCCGCACGUGGUAGUCGUGAUAGCAAUGCACUAGGUAUUUCCCAAAGUUUGCAGUCAAUGUUCAAAGAUUUGGAGGAAGAUCAAGAUGAACAUACUUCCCAAGCUGAUAUGCUUGAAUCAAGCAUGAUCUAUCCAAAUCGAAGACAAUCUGAGGAAAGCGCUAAUCCAAAACAAAGAGUGACAAUGCUUUUUGAUGAAGAGGAAGAAGAAUCUAAAAAAGUAGGAGGGGGAAAAAGAAAAGAAGAGCAAACAAGGUUGGGUAGUAGUAUAGCCGAGGAGCCUUCCCAACUUGUGUUACCGGUGGUUCAAAAAAAGGAUAAUGCAGAUAUUACAGAAAAUAUCAAUCUUAAAGUACCAAAAGCCUUGUCGCAGAUUAAAGCCACGAAGGAUAUCGCUAUGAAAUCAGGCCCACCCGCGCAUACAAAAACCCCGGUAAAUACUGUGAAAAGUGCAAAAAAAUUUGAAGUUGAAGAAGCGCCUGCCAAUGAUAAAAAGAAUUGGUUUGUUAAACUAUUCCAAAAUUUUUCUUCUCAUAAUAAUGCUACUAAAGCAUCUAAGAAUCAUGUAACGAAUAUAUCAUUCGAUGACGCGCAUAUGCUAACAUUAAAUGAAUUCAACAAGAAUAGCAUUGACUAUCAAUUAAAGAACCUGGAUCAUAAGUUUGGGAGGAAGGUGGUGGAAUACGAUUGCAAAUUUGUAAAAGGUAACUUCAAAUUCAAAAUUAAGAUUAGCAGCUCACCUAAUGCGUCGACGGUAAUCACUGUGAAAAAAAGAAGCAAACACUCAAACCCUACUUCCAGCAAAGCCUUUGAAAAGUUUAAUAAUGAUGUAGAGAGAGUAAUUCUUAAUGCCGGACGUUCAUAA